Messenger RNA from Mycotypha africana, 1203 nucleotides. RefSeq names its product protein ACT-4, isoform b. Bases 95 to 1084 code for a protein of 329 amino acids. Lineage: Eukaryota; Fungi; Mucoromycota; Mucoromycetes; Mucorales; Mycotyphaceae. The transcript is spliced from 4 exons. The record is from RefSeq and is a predicted model, not a curated record.
CAAAUGACAUUCUGCUGAAUGAGCGGUACUCAAAACGCUUUUUGUGAUCAAGGUAUUUCCUUCCAUUGUAGGUUAUUCUAAGCAGCGUGAUGUUAUGGUCGGUAUGGAGCAAAAAGACUCUUUUAUUGGCGAUGAAGCACAAUCGAGGCGUGAUAUUUUAAAUGUACGGUACCCUAUUGAGCAUGGUAUCGUUACCCACUGGGAGGACAUGGAGAGAAUCUGGUAUCAUACAUUCUACACCGAACUACGCGUAGCGCCCCAUGAGCAUCCUGUGCUGCUAACUGAACCACCGUUGAAUCCGAAAGCAAAUCGUGAAAAGAUGAUUCAGAUCAUGUUUGAGACUUUCACAACUCCCGCGGCCUAUAUUUCCAUCGAUGCUGUUCUAUCGCUCUAUGCUUCCGGACGAACAACGGGUGUCGUCCUGGAUUCAGGUGAUGGUGUCACUCAUAGUGUACCUAUUUAUGAAGGCUACUCCUUACCUCGUGCAAUUUCUAGCCUAGACAUGGCUGGCCGCGAUAUCACUAAUCAUAUGGCACUCAUGUUAGCUGAAAGCGGUUACUCAUUUACUACAACGGCGGAAAGGGAGAUUGUUCGAGAUAUAAAGGAAAAAUUAUGCUUUGUAGCUCUUGACUUUGAAGAGAAAAACUCAACGAAUGAAUUUUUGGAGAAAGCAUACGAGUUACCUGACGGCCGGCACUUUACCGUUGGUAAUGAACGUUUCCAAGCUCCUGAAGUCCUAUUUCAACCAUCGCUGCUGGGUCUCGAGGGACCUGGUAUACACGAAACAAUCUACAAUUCCAUUAUGGGAUGUGAUGUGGAUAUUCGUAAGGAUUUAAACUAUAAUAUUGUAUUGUCGGGAGGCAAUACCUUGUUUCCUGAACUAGCAGCUCGCUUACAAAUAGAAAUGGCACGUCUCGCCCCUUGCUCCAUGAAAGUCAAAAUUAUAGCACCCCCAGAAAGGAACUAUUUGGUCUGGAUGGGUGGAUCUAUCUUAGCCUCCUUGUCAACGUUUCAGCAAAGGUGGUUAUCGAAGGAAGAAUACGAUGAAUAUGGACCUACCGUUGUUCAUAGGAAAUGCCUUUAAAAAGUGAAUAUCUUUUACCCGCUCUUGCAAGGAAGGAAAUCAUGAUUUUACUAUUUGCCUUUUUAUGACAGAAACACCUCCCCCGCUUAUUACCCAUAUACUAAAGACGAGUCUAAUGU